Cuscuta campestris is the source of this 715-nucleotide messenger RNA. The record is from the annotation of a GenBank genome assembly. Lineage: Eukaryota; Viridiplantae; Streptophyta; Magnoliopsida; Solanales; Convolvulaceae.
CCGGAGCAAAGGGAGCUUGAUGGACGAACAAGAGCAAUCGCGGCCGCUGCCAUCCGUGGCUCGCCGGAAAAAGUGGGAGCUCGUUGUAAGGCCGCCGCUGCUAUCCGUGGCUCGUCGGAGGAAGUGGGAGCUCGCUUCUUCCGGGCCAAGUUUCGCCGGAGUGGACAAUUGCUAGUGGUAUGGCUCGCCGCUCGAUACCGCCAGAGAUGAAGCACGCUAGAGGGCUCGCCGGUCUGGGAGGAUACUCACCGACCCUAAUGGAGGGUACUGCCGGCGUCCCCCUAUCGCGUGCUCGCUCCUCGCCGGAAAGAUCCCUACGGUCCGCGGCUCGACGGCGGAGGGAGGAUUUGCCGGAGCUAGAGGAGUCUCUUGUCUACUGGACCGCUAUGCUGGCCGCGGUCGCCAAGGGCUCGUCGAAGCUUGUCGCCGGUUAUGACUUUGCCGGAUCUCCAAGCGGUCACGGAUCUAAGCUCACCGGAGAGAGGCUCUCCAAAGGCUCGCUGGAGAAGACCGGGAUUAGAGGAGUUCACCGGAGGCUCGCGGCUGCUGUUCGUGGCUCGCCGGAGGAAGGAGGAGUUCCUCGAAGACCCGCGGCUGCCGUCCGUGGCUCGCCGGAAUAAGAAGGAACUCGCCACAGAUGAAAUUCAUUGGAUUAGGGGCUCUCUGUCGUUGCCAAUUACUUGCUUGAAGUUCACCAACUGAUUCACUGCUCCAG